AUGUUCAAUGGAUUAAAAGAUGAUGGUGUUGAACGAUUAGGUGAGAUAGAGUAUGAAAAAACUUUUUCAAAAAUCGUUGGUACAAUGUAUACUGAAACAAAUAGAGGUGAAUCUCGAUGUGCUUUGAAAACUUGUCAAAAUGAUGAUCUUUGUUUUGAUUUCUCAUCAGUUGAUGCAUAUUAUUAUGUUUAUUAUUAUCCAUAUACAGAUGUUUAUUGUCAAAUACAAGAGAGAUCUUUUUCUGAACAUACAUGUGAUACUAAAACAUUAGAUAUUGUACCACUCUAUCAUGGUUUUACAUUGGAUAAGGCUCUUCCUUACAUUUGUGUAUGUUACAUAAAGAAUGUUUCAGGAGACUCGUUUAUAGCACUCAAUAAUUGUCAUAGUGAACAAUUAUUUCAUAAAGUUUGUGAUAGUAAUGAACCUUUUGGUGGCGCUUUAUUAUUUACUAAUAAAGUCUUUUAUAUUUUUCCGUCAGAUAUGUUUAAUGUGGUUGUAAAAUCAUGUGACAUAGAUCAUGUAUAG
This is a messenger RNA of Rotaria sp. Silwood1, 525 nucleotides long. The record is from the annotation of a GenBank genome assembly. NCBI's taxonomy places the organism in Eukaryota, Metazoa, Rotifera, Eurotatoria, Philodinida, Philodinidae.